AUGUUCGGCAACCGCACGGCGACCGCCGCCACAAAGGCCAUCCCCUCGAUUCGAAGCUUUGCUACAGCUUCACCCGUCGCUACUGCUCGCAACCACAAAGUUGUUGUCGUUGGUGGUGGCUCUGCCGGUUUGACCGUCAGUCAUCAGCUUCUUCGAAACGGCCAAUUUGCUCAAGAUGAUAUCGCUAUUAUCGMCCCCGCCACAUGGCACCAUUACCAACCAGGAUGGACUCUCGUUGGAGGAGGCUUGAAAACCAAAGAAGAGCUCAGAAGACCGCUGGACAGUCUACUGGAUUCCAAGCUUAAGUUCUAUAACGAAGGUGUAGCUUCUUUUGCGCCUGAGGAUAACUCGGUCACCCUGAGCAGUGGCGGCAAGCUUAACUACGACCAUCUCGUUGUCGUGCCCGGCAUUAACGUCAAUUUUGACAGUAUCAAGGGCUUACCAGAAGCUCUCACAAACAAGGAAGCUCUGGUAUCGUCGAUUUAUGGUUAUGACACAUGCGACAAAGUUUUCCCGAAUGUGAAGAAACUACAGGGCGGUGAUGCUCUAUUUACUCAGCCCCUCGGUGUCAUUAAAUGUGCGGGUGCUCCGCAAAAGGUCAUGUGGCUUGCUUUGGAUCAUUGGAAAAGAGCUGGACUCUACAGUCCCGAAAAUACUGCCACUUCGCCGAUCAAAAUCAGCUUCGCUACCAGUCUUCCUGGAAUGUUCGGUGUUCCCAAGUACAGUGCCAAACUCGAAGAACUCCGGAAGGAACGAGGUGUUGAGGGUUUGUUUCAACACGAUCUUGUCGCCAUCGAAGGUAACACCGCCGUUUUCAACCGCCUGGAUAGCAAAGAUCAAAUCAAGAAGCACUUUGAUUUUUUGCAUGUCGUUCCCAAAAUGGGUCCUCACGCGUUCGUCAAGAACAGUCCUCUCGCCGACCAAGCUGGUUUCGUCGACGUUGAUCAAGCAUCUUUGCGCCACAAUAAAUAUGGCAAUGUGUGGUCUGCUGGUGACGCUUCCAGCCUUCCCACAUCCAAAACUGCUGCUGCCAUCACAUCACAAGCCCCGAUCCUUGUUCGUGGUCUGUUGUCAGUUAUGGAGGGCAAAGAGCCCGAGGGUACCUAUGACGGUUACACCUCGUGUCCUUUAUUGACUGAAUAUGGAAAGGUUCUUCUUGCUGAAUUCAAAUAUGGAGGAGAGCCAAAAGAGACAUUUGGAAGCCUCUUUGGCAUUGAUCAAUCUGAGCCUCGCCGUGCGUUUUAUCACUUGAAGAAGGAUUUCUUCCCUUGGGUAUAUUACAAAGCUAUGGUGAAAGGAACCUGGGCCGGACCUAAGGGGUUCAUCAACUAG
Talaromyces amestolkiae is the source of this 1332-nucleotide messenger RNA. RefSeq lists its product as uncharacterized. Gene Ontology annotation, molecular function: sulfide:quinone oxidoreductase activity; FAD binding. Gene Ontology annotation, cellular component: mitochondrion. The record is from RefSeq and is a predicted model, not a curated record. The coding region runs from base 1 to 1332 and encodes 443 amino acids. Lineage: Eukaryota; Fungi; Ascomycota; Eurotiomycetes; Eurotiales; Trichocomaceae. The transcript has a single exon.